AUGACAGAAUCCCAGCUUUCAAGGAUCAAAAAGGUCCUGAUAGCCAAUCGUGGAGAAAUUGCUGUUCGGUGUAUCCGGGCAUGUUCGGCGUUGGGUGUUAGAAGCGUAUCUAUAUACACAGCUUCAGAUUCUACAUCACUUCAUGUUAGCGCCGCAGACGAGUCGGUAGCUCUCAAGUCUGAUGGCACACCGGGUUACUUGGACGUAGAAAAUAUACUACAGAUUUGCAAGGACCGCGAAGUCGACGCAGUUAUUCCUGGUUACGGUUUUCUCAGCGAGAAUGCGGACUUUGCCCGGAAAAUUGUACAGGCGGGGAUAGCAUUCGUUGGACCAUCGGCGGAAUGUAUUGCUGACAUGGGGCUGAAGCAUCGCGCACGCGAGCUCGCGAUUGCAACUGGUGUUCCAGUUGUUCCGGGAACUGGACUGCUUCUGAGUGAAGAUGAAGCUGUGGAAGCAGGCCAUCAUCUUGGUUAUCCAAUUAUGUUGAAAGCGACCGGAGGCGGUGGCGGGAUGGGCCUUCAAGUAUGCAAGGAUGCCGACGAAGUGAGAGAGAAGUUCAAAAGUGUGAAGAGUCGUGGAGAGACGUUGUUCCAGAAUUCCGGGAUCUUCGUUGAAAAAUACUACCCAAAAAGCCGACAUAUAGAAGUACAGGUCUUUGGCAAUGGCUCUGAGGUCAUUCACUUCGGCGAAAGAGAGUGUAGCAUCCAGCGCCGACACCAAAAGAUUAUCGAAGAAUGCCCAUCGCCAUUUGUAGAGGCGAGACGUGGAUUGAGAGAGAAGCUUACUAGUUCCGCGACCAGAUUUGCCCGAGCUCUGAACUACAAGUCAGUCGGAACAGUCGAAUUUCUCGAGGAUGACGAAACAGGAGACUUCUUUUUCCUUGAGAUGAAUACGAGACUGCAGGUAGAACAUGGGGUCACAGAAUUAUGCUACAGCAUAGAUCUUGUGGCCUUGAUGUUGCGUCAAGCUGAUGCCGAGUUGGCUGGGAAACCUGGAAUUUCAGCGGAGGAACUACUUCUUCUCCAAGAUUUUCGACUCAAUGGAGCUUCAAUCGAGGCGCGUGUGUAUGCAGAGAUACCGUCGCGUGAUUUCGCACCAAGUCCAGGUAUUCUUCAGGAAGUAGUCAUUCCCAGUGUUACGACUCUCCGGGUAGACACGUGGGUGAGAGCCGGUCAAGAAAUCACUACAAGCUACGAUCCACUGAUCGCGAAAGUAAUGGUCUUUGCGUCGUCUAGAUCAGAGGCUAUCAACUCCAUGAUCAAGUUGCUUGAUUCUGAAGUUUCCUUCAAGGGACCCGCAAACAACAUGGACUUUUUGAGAGACAUUGUCGCUUCUGAACAAUUCAAAGAUGGUAAAACGACGACAGACUUCAUUACGAACAAUCUUUCGUACAGACCAUGUGCUAUUGACUUCCUCUUCGGAGGUGCUUUUACAACUGUUCAAGAUGUUGGAAGGCCCAAAAAGGGACACGGAAUCCCCAAAGGUGGUCCUAUGGAUAUUGUAUCUGCUCGAUUAGCUAACAUUCUUGUCGGGAAUCUGCCUGAAGAUGAGCUCUUGGAGAUCACAUUAAGCGGACCAGAAAUGUUGUUCUUGUCUGCUGCUGUGAUAGCCGUGUGUGGUGCACCAACUACGCUCACUAUUGACGGAAAAGAGGUAUCUCUAUGGAAACGACUCGUUGUCCAGCGUGGACAACGAGUCAAAGUGGGUUUUAUCAACGGUCCGGGUAUUCGUGCGUAUCUUGCAAUCAAAGGUGGCUUCCCUGGCGUUCCUGUUUUGUUUGGAUCAAAAUCAACAACACCCAGCCAGAAAUAUGGAGGCACACAAGGGCGACAGAUACGCACCGGGGAUUAUUUGAAACUUUCAGAUAAGAGUCCACUGUGGGCAGAAGAGAUGGUGGAAUACUCCUUACCGCUUAAGCUCAUACCGGAUUAUAAUUUUGAAGAGAUUUACGUUAUGCAAGGCCCUCACGAUUCGGCAGAUAUUAUGACAGAUACUGAUCGAAACAUGUUGUAUUCGACUGCUUGGAAGGUUGGACACAAUUCAAAUAGAACAGGCAUAAAACUCAUCGGGCCAACUCCCCAAUGGGCAAGAAAGGACGGUGGGGAAGCUGGCUCUCACCCUUCGAAUUACCUUGACUUUGGAUAUCCCUCUCCUGGCGGCGUUAACUGGGGUGGAGAUGCUUCUACAAUUCUAUGCUACGAUAGUCCUAAUUUUGGUGGACUCGUCUGCUCAAGCACAGUUAUCACCGCAGAGCUAUGGAAGCUCGGCCAGCUUAGACCUGAUGAUCGAGUUAAACUGACUCCUGUUUCCAUGGAAUCCGCCACCGAGCUUCGGAAAAAACUAGAUGAGUACCUAGCAUUCGUUCAAAAAAUUGUCAGUGAUUGUAAAGAGACAGUCGCUACCAACCCAAAACUUCCUAUGAACCUCAAUCCUGUCGCGAUUAACAAAAGUGUUGCAGUUCUCAAAGAAGUUUCAGCAAGUGGAGCACUCCGACCAAAAGUUGUUUAUAGACAAGGGGGAGACGCUUUCAUAUUGAUAGAAUUUGGAGAACAGUCUGCCGAUAUAUCCGUCAUGUCGCGCAUAAGACUUCUGGUUUGCAAGCUUGAGGAACAAAAUCUAAAUGUUCUACUGACACCACAUGUGGGAUGCUUAACGAUAGAGUACGAUCCAAUCAGUAUCUCACAGAAGGAUUUCGUGAACUUGCUCCACGAUCUCGAGACAUCCAUAACUGCUUCCGUAGACAUGAAAAUCAAAUGUCGCGAGUUUCGGCUUCCCGUGGUUCUCGAUCACCCCGACCUUGAUAUGUGUAUUCAACGUUACAUGGCUACAACGCGAAACAAGGCGGUAUAUCUACCUGAUAACGUCGAAUAUGUGCGGAAAGCCAACGCUUUGCAAAGUAGAAGAGAUGCCUUGGACAUUCUUACGAAUACCACGUUUGUUGUCCCUGCUGUGGGCUUCAUUUCUGGACUUCCCAUGCUCUUCCCACUUGCACCCAAGGCAUUCCUCGCGCAGAAAUACAAUCCAACUCGUAUAUCAACACCAGGAGGCACGAUAGGGGUUGGUGGUUCUCUCCUCGCCAUCUAUCCCAUGGAUCAGCCAGGCGGCUACAUGAUGCUUGCGCGGACGCUAGAGAUGUUUGACCCGUACGGGACCAAACCUGGGUUCACGACGGAAAAACCGUGGAUUAUGGAGCCGUAUGACCUUGUGAAAUUCUUCGAGGUCAGUGUCGAAGAGUACGACGCUCUCGCAACAGCCUAUUUCGCUGGCCAGUACAAGUGGCAGGUCUCGGAUGGGAUAUUUGACGUGAGACACUCGUACGACAUGUUCCAAGCAGCGAAGGCUGAUCCAGACGCCAUUGCGUACAAAGAAAGGCAACUGAAAGCGCUCAAUGAGCAGGGAGAGAUUGAGAAGGUCAUCUACAAGCAGUGGGAGGCUGAAGUAGCUGAAGAACCGGUAGAUGAGGCGUUUGUGCAAAGUAUGAUGAAAGACGAGAACAUUGCCACAAUAAGGUCUCCAAUGGCGGCGAACGUAUGGAAGAUACUGGUUAAGAAUGGUGACGUUUUGGUCAAAGACCAGUUGGUGGCGAUUUUAGAAGCGAUGAAGAUGGAGAUCAAUUUGCAUGCACCCGCCUCAACUCAAGGGAAAAAGGUCAAAGCAAUCAUCAAGAAGCCCGGCAGUUCGGUCAAUGCCGAUGAUGCGAUCAUUACGGCGGAGUAG
This is a messenger RNA of Verruconis gallopava, 3717 nucleotides long. Its product is annotated as urea carboxylase. The record is from RefSeq and is a predicted model, not a curated record. Gene Ontology annotation, molecular function: ATP binding; metal ion binding. The coding region runs from base 1 to 3717 and encodes 1238 amino acids. The transcript is spliced from 5 exons. NCBI's taxonomy places the organism in Eukaryota, Fungi, Ascomycota, Dothideomycetes, Venturiales, Sympoventuriaceae.